CCCUCUCACAAUGCAUUAAUUUCUAGAGAGAGAGAGAGAGAGAGAGAGAAGAGAGAGAGGAGAUGCAUGAAACAUCCAACAUGUUUAAGAGGAGCCACAUAAGUUUCCAUGUAAGCUUAAUUUCUCUCUCGCUACUCUUUUCUAAUUUGUAACUCCCAACCCCCACUUCCAUCUUUGGGAGAUUCAUUUGAUUCUUUUCCAUUCAUGCUUUAUCACCCUCUCCCUAUAAUAAUAAUAAUAAACAUCAAUCACAAGUACAAAACCCCCCCAUGUUAUUUGUGCCCUAACAACAACAACACCAUCAUGGAUUACUACAACAUGGAUGAGACUUUUCAAAAAGAUGGUGAGAAAAAAGUGGGUAGCGAACACGCAGAGGCCGUAACACCACAACUCGAAAGCAAGACAGAAGGAGAGGACAGUGACGAAGGAACGUCGGUCGAGCUCGACCUGAUCGGUUCGCUCGGCGCGACCGACCGGCCCCCGUCGUCGUCGUCGUCGUCGCCGCCGCCGCCUUCGCCCGACCGGGAGCCGCCGCGCGUGUUCUCGUGCAACUACUGCCGCCGCAAGUUCUACAGCUCGCAGGCGCUCGGCGGGCACCAGAACGCGCACAAGCACGAGCGCAGCCUCGCGAAGCGCGGCGCCGCCGCCGCCGGCCACCGGAGGUGGGCAGCGCCGUCGGGGAGUGCGGCGGCAAUCGGACGCAUGUAUCCGCAUGAGGCGUACGCAAUGUCGGCGAGGCCGCCGCCGAUCGUAUCGAGGUUCGACGAGACGUCGGCAGCGUCCGGAGG
Messenger RNA from Ananas comosus (pineapple), 788 nucleotides. RefSeq names its product zinc finger protein 3-like. The annotation marks the transcript as partial. NCBI's taxonomy places the organism in Eukaryota, Viridiplantae, Streptophyta, Magnoliopsida, Poales, Bromeliaceae. The record is from RefSeq and is a predicted model, not a curated record. The transcript has 2 exons. Gene Ontology annotation, biological process: negative regulation of abscisic acid-activated signaling pathway.